AUGUUCACUUUUGGUUUUUUAAAGCUUCGUGACGGAUCUUCUAUUGGCAUUUCUGGACCUCAACGAGCCUGUGGUUUCUGUGCAAGUAAUCACGAAAUGUCAACUUCCGGAAAAGCUGAGGAUACCGAUGACGAGGAUUCGGUAGACCCAAAGCAAUCUAAUCAAGAUGAUCCGGUCCACAUGUCUGGUACUUUUGUGGCCACGUCAGAUUACUCAUUCUCCUCUUUCCACUCAGAGUCAGAAAAUCAACCGCAGCGUCAGCAUCAAUCAACGGAUAGAGCUUUUUGCUCUUGUCAUCCUUGUCAUGAUUUCCCCCGACAAUCAAUUAAAAAUUUCUUCCCCACUGUAAAUAACAAUCUUUCAACUCCUCGAAAGCUGGCGAGUUUCAUAUCUGUAGACUGCCGCCAUUCCCUUCCCGACAGACAGACCUUUUUCUUUCUCUGGUUCAAACUGACUUCCUCUCAGUCUCUUAAUUUGGCAAAUAUUGAUGAUGCAAAGUCUCAGUUGAAUUCAUUUUUCUCCAAAAAUAGAAGUUAUCCAAUGAGAUCAAGUGGCAUUGAUGAUGACACUUCUUUAGCUGAUCAGAAAUCCGAUUAUCUGGAAACGGUUAUGGUUGGUGCUGAAAAAUGCUCCACAGGACAACACAUUAUUGAUUGGCUUGUUUCAAACUCAGGGGGAAAGAUAGAUUCAAGAGAAAAGGCUUUUGCACUAUGUGAAGCCUAUCUAAAAGCAUCAUUCCUCAGGCCUCUGAAUAACAGAAAAUCUCCUUGGAAGUUUAUCGAUGGACCCGAACUCUAUCGAAUUUGUGAAGACAUGGAUGAUAGUUCGCUGUUGCCGAAAUCAACACAAUCGAUGGAUAAUCUCAUCAGACGCAAUUCUUUAUUGUCUGAAUCUAUUUCCCUCUCCCACAUCGAUGAGGAACUUUCCCAAAGAGAUACAGGGCGAAGCCUAUCAACUUUUGCAUUAAAUCGGCCUUUGCUUGAAAAUCUGGAAAUAAAUUCACCACAAAAGAAGGAGCCAAUAGUGGCUUCAAAUUUCACCACUUUAAAUUCGAAAACAGUCUAUACGGAUUAUCUGGAAAAGUUGAUCCAACAGGAAACAAGGGAUAAUUGUCUCUGGGGUGAUUGGAAAUCCCUGAUAGGGGAAACUGUCCAACUACUCUGUGAUGUCCUCCAUCUUGAUCUGCGAAAAAUUUUGGCGAAAAAUCUCCAAAAGCUACGAGAGCAACAAGAGGAGAGCCCAAGACAGCAUUGCUCCUUAAUUGAGAAUAAGGAGCUGCAGGAUUUUUUCCGAUCGAAAUAUUCGGCUAUGCAUAUUUUGAGAUAUGUGCAUGUUAAAAAGGUGUUGGAUCACUCUGAAUCUGUUCAAAUCCUCAAUGGACUAGCUUUUACGGGCCAUUUGAUUAACAAGCAUCUGCCAACUCAAUUUUUCCAACCCAGAAUUCUGAUGUUAGGUUCCUCUAUCACCUAUGAACGCAAUAUCUACAGACGCACUUAUCUUGGCUCUUAUGCUGCUCAAGAGGAGGAAUACUUAGGAAAUUGUGUAACAAAAAUCCUAUCUCUUCGACCUACAGUAAUUCUAGUUGAAGGUGGAAUUGCAAAUAUUGCUAUGAGUAUGCUUGUCAAAUCGGGGAUUGCAAUAUUCUGUAAUGUGAAAAAGGUGGAUCAAAUCCUUGGGUCCACAAACACCGCCAUUAUAUGCAUCACAAUUACUAUUCUUCUAUACCUUUUCUAG
Molecule: messenger RNA, 1734 nt
Organism: Rodentolepis nana
Lineage: Eukaryota; Metazoa; Platyhelminthes; Cestoda; Cyclophyllidea; Hymenolepididae
Source: the annotation of a GenBank genome assembly